UAGUUCAUAUUACAUGCCUAAUCUGUAUUUUCUCUUCAUCAAAUUUUGGCAAACCAGGCGUUAAUUUCAUGGCCCCACGAAAGAGACUCAGAGAACUCAUAGGCAUUCUCAAAGACAAAGCUUCAUUGAUCAAAGCAACACUAUCAACCAAACGCACGGCCUGUUCAAUUCACGUUGCCGUCCUCCGUGCCACCACCCACGCCUCCACUGCGCCACCACCGGAGCACCGCAUCGCCGCCGUUCUCUCCCAUGGUCACAGCUCUCGGCCCACUGCAUGUGCGUGCAUCGAAGCGAUCAUGGACCGUCUCCACAACACAAGCAAUGCUUUUGUAGCCAUGAAAUGUCUCAUGAUCCUCCAUAACAUCAUCACAAGAGGCUCCUUCAUCCUCAAAGACCAGCUCUCCUUCUACCCCACCGCCGGCGGCCGGAACUUUCUUAAUCUUUCGAGGUUUCGAGACAAAAAUGAUGUUGUGACUUGGGAAUUUUCAUGGUGGGUGAGAUGGUAUGCCGGUGUUUUGGAACGUAAUCUAAUGAUUACUAGGGUUUUGGGUUCUUAUUUUUCGGUUUCUUCGUCUGUAAAAAUUGAUUUAGAUAAAGUGAAAGACAGUUUAUCAUCUUUGUUGAACUCCGAUUUGUUGAGAGAGCUAGACUCUUUGGUGGGUAUGGUUGAAGAGAUAUGCAGAGCACCAGAGUCUUUGAAUUAUCAACAGAACGCUUUGGUGUAUGAGAUCAUGAGACUGGUGAGUGAAGAUUACCGUUCGACUCAGUACCAGAUCAUGAUCAGACUCAGUGAGUUCGGUGACCGGAUUGACGGUUUGAGCUCGAGUGAAUCGGCCGAGUUGAAUUGUUGCUUGAAAAGAUUAUUGGAUUCUAAAGAGAAAUUGGUGGGUUUGUUUGCAAAUAAGAAAAGGAACGAUGCGUUUUGGGAUUUGAUAAACCACACAAAGAUGCAGAUUCAGAAGCUGGAGGAGGAGAGAGAAAGAGGGAGGAUGUUGCUGGGGAUGGCAAGGAAAGAUGGGAUAAGCGAGUCAACUCGGUUUGGAGAACGAGUUAUUGGACCGAGUCAAUUUGACAGUUUGUUGACAUAUGGAAGAAAUCGGUUAGGCGAGGACCGAGUUCAUCCAACUGUCCGAAUGGCAAUGUCGUGAGUUACAAUGAGCCAAUCUUGUUUCUUCAUCCUCCUUUUGCUAGGGUUUUUUUCGCUUUCAUUGACCUUCUUUGUUAGUGUGUUUUCGAUUAAUAUUAUUUGGAGUUACAUUAUUAUUUUUAGAUUAAUAAUGAAUCUCAUAUUCAUUGUAAAAACAACGACAAUAAUUGAAUAAAUUAAAUACAAG
Ilex paraguariensis (yerba mate) is the source of this 1334-nucleotide messenger RNA. Lineage: Eukaryota; Viridiplantae; Streptophyta; Magnoliopsida; Aquifoliales; Aquifoliaceae. The record is from the annotation of a GenBank genome assembly.